AGUAGGAGAGAGCGAGAUCGGGCGCCUGUUUUCCCCGGCCGAGUUCUGCUCAAGAAGGGGAACGGCUGUGGGAACACGCGGCCGGUAGUUGCAGUCAGGCGCGAGGCUGCGGCAGCUCUCGGGAUGUCCCUGGCCGGGCUUUCCGCGUAGAUAGCAGACAGGCAGCCGUCCGUCCGGCGCGCCCGGCGCCCGCUUCCUCGGCGACCCUGCGAUGUUCUUUGGCUUCCUUGCUGCGCCUACGAGCGGGCGCGCCGCCUUGGCGGGAUGUCUCAGGGCGCUCUCGCUGCGGGGAGCGUUUUGCAAAGGAGCUCCUCUUCCGAAGGCGCUCAGCAGGGCCAUGAAGAUGAUGAAAGGAAAGUAAGGCGGAGAGAGAAGAACAGAGUUGCGGCCCAGAGGAGCAGAAAAAAACAAACGCAGAAAGCAGAUAAACUCCACGAGGAAUACGAGUGCCUUGAGCAAGAGAAUACCUCCCUGAAAAAAGAGAUUGGAAAGCUGAAUGAUGAAAUGAAACACUUGAGCGAAGUCUUGAGGAACCAUGAAAAAGUUUGCCCUCUGUUGCGCUGCUCCUUAAACUUUGGCUUGAUUCCCAGGCACGAUGCCCUCAGUGUUCCCUUGCCAAGAUGAGACCACCUCCUGAAGAUCUGGAAGAAGUUCUGCUCAGAUGAGAAAGCUUUCAAGACCCAGCCUCUCACUUCAUCACCAUGCUUCAAGGACAUAACAAACAGCCUUCUAACAGUGUAGACUUUGUCUUACAGUUGCCUUUCUAUCAUGGAAGUCUACCAAAUAAUCAGGAAGCUGUCUCGAGUGUGGCAGUGUGGAUGGGCUGCAACCUUGUGGGAAAUCUUUGGACAAAGCUGGGUGUGUGUUCCUUGUGUUUCCACUGUGCGCUGUAUGCCAAGCAUGGAAUCUGAUAUGGGGCAUGGUGCGGAAGCUUAAAUACAAAGAAUGUUAUCUUCCCAUUUAUUUUUAAACACGCAACUGUCUGGU
Messenger RNA from Rhineura floridana, 987 nucleotides. RefSeq names its product basic leucine zipper ATF-like transcription factor 3 (gene BATF3). Gene Ontology annotation, molecular function: DNA-binding transcription factor activity, RNA polymerase II-specific; RNA polymerase II cis-regulatory region sequence-specific DNA binding. Gene Ontology annotation, biological process: regulation of transcription by RNA polymerase II. Bases 265 to 624 code for a protein of 119 amino acids. Gene Ontology annotation, cellular component: nucleus. NCBI's taxonomy places the organism in Eukaryota, Metazoa, Chordata, Lepidosauria, Squamata, Rhineuridae. The transcript has 3 exons. The record is from RefSeq and is a predicted model, not a curated record.